UGACUUGAAAUAGAUCCUCCAUGGCAGCAGUGGUGGUGUUUGUGGGUGGUGGACAGGACUAGUCCGACAGACACUGAGGGCUUCUGAGUCCACGCCUUCUUCACCUUCGUCUUCAUCACCGCCUUGCGUUCUCAUCCGCUCCACACAGGCUCACACAAACCGUCAACUUGUAAGGAUUUUCUAUGGCGACAGUCCCUCGAUAUGCACACUUAGCCACUCUUCUUCUGCUGCUUCAUUUCCUGGCUGCAUCACCCGUCAUUCAAGAUGACCUGGCAAUCAAUACAAGUCAUGGGAAAGUUCGAGGGAAGUUGCUUCCAGUGCCGGGUGGUAAUGUCAGAGCAUUUCUUGGGAUUCCUUAUGGAAAACCACCUCUAGGAAAACUGCGAUUCAAAGCUCCAAUGCCAGUAGAGAGAUGGGAAGGAGUGAGAGACGCCAUCACAUACCCAAAUUCUUGCUACCAGCUGCCGGAUACAGCCUUCCCAGGGUUUAAAGGUGCUGAGAUAUGGAACCCCAACACCCCCCUGAGUGAGGACUGUCUGUACCUAAAUGUCUGGUCCCCACAUGUCAAUAAAACUCAGCCUCAGCCCCCCCCGCUGGCUCCUGUCCUUGUCUGGAUCUACGGAGGCGGGUUCACUCAAGGAACGUCUUCUCUGGACCUUUAUGACGGCCGCUUCCUGACUAAAUCUGAAGGUGUUGUUGUGGUGUCGAUGAAUUACAGACUUGGAGCUUUUGGUUUCCUUUCUCUUCCUGACAACAAGAUUGUCCGCGGCAACGCAGGUCUGCUGGACCAGCGCUUAGCCCUUCGAUGGGUAGCCAAUAAUAUUGCUGCUUUUGGAGGUGACCCUUCGAAGGUGACUCUGUUUGGAGAGAGUGCUGGAUCAGCAUCUGUGGGCCUUCACCUGUUGUCCCCAGGGAGCCAUGCCCUUUUUCAAAGGGCUGUGCUGGAGAGUGCCUCUCCCAAUGCACCCUGGGCCACAAUGAGCCAGACUGAGUCCUGGAACAGGGCCUUGACGCUGGCAAAGUCACUGGGGUGUCCCACGGCCAACUCAGCUAAACUGGAAGCUUGUCUGGAGCAGGCUGAUGCUUGGAAAAUCACAUUGAAGCAAUAUGAUGUCCUCACAGAGCCUUCACUCAUAGCCCUGCCCUUUGUCCCUGUGGUUGAUAAGGACUUCCUACCAGAUAAACCCGAAGUUCUGCUGAGAACCGGUAACCUCCCAAAGAAAGAAGUGCUACUUGGCUUAAACAAAGACGAGGGGACGUACCUCCUACUUUAUGGAGUUCCUGGAUUCAACAUCAGCGGCCAGAGUCUGAUAACCAGGAACGAGUUCCUGCAGGGGGUGACCAUCACAAUGGCAGACGCAAGUAAGGUUGUGAGAGACGCUGCCAUUCUCCAGUACACUGAUUGGACAGAUGAGAAUAACAGGAUGGAAAACCGGGACUUACUGGGUAAUCUGGUUGGAGACCAGCUUUUCAUUUGUCCAGUGGUGGAGUUUGCUCAAAGGUACUCAGAACGUGGUGGUAAGACUUUCCUGUAUUUGUUUGACCACCGGUCGUCCAUCAAUCCUUGGCCAGCGUGGAUGGGCGUAAUGCACGGCUAUGAGAUUGAAUUUGUCUUUGGAAUGCCUCUGAAUGUGUCCCUGGGGUACACGAAGAAUGAAGUGAACAUGACUAAGAAGAUUAUGAAACACUGGGCCAACUUUGCCCGAACAGGGGAUCCAGGCAUUGAUGGAGCUAACUGGCCCACAUUCACCCCUGAGCAGCAGGGCUAUGUGACUCUGAACUACAACCAUCCAGAACACAGGACAAUGAUGAGGCCUCAAGAGUGCCAGCUGUGGAACAAAUUAAUACCUAGUCUACAGAGGGUCUCAGAUGAUCUCCAAUCUUGUGUACAUGCAAAUGGGAUUAUACUCUGCUGUAAUUUCAGAUUCCUCCUCAUUUUACUGGUUACUGCUUUACUGGUUUUCUAGAGGGUAGAGAACUCUCUUAUAUACAGUU
Paralichthys olivaceus (Japanese flounder) is the source of this 1995-nucleotide messenger RNA. Its product is annotated as acetylcholinesterase-like. Gene Ontology annotation, molecular function: acetylcholinesterase activity. The record is from RefSeq and is a predicted model, not a curated record. Lineage: Eukaryota; Metazoa; Chordata; Actinopteri; Pleuronectiformes; Paralichthyidae. Gene Ontology annotation, cellular component: plasma membrane. Gene Ontology annotation, biological process: choline metabolic process; acetylcholine catabolic process.